Oncorhynchus gorbuscha (pink salmon) is the source of this 3958-nucleotide messenger RNA. RefSeq names its product adaptor related protein complex 1 associated regulatory protein (gene ap1ar). The record is from RefSeq and is a predicted model, not a curated record. Lineage: Eukaryota; Metazoa; Chordata; Actinopteri; Salmoniformes; Salmonidae. The transcript has 10 exons. Gene Ontology annotation, biological process: regulation of Arp2/3 complex-mediated actin nucleation; negative regulation of cell motility; negative regulation of substrate adhesion-dependent cell spreading. Bases 654 to 1580 code for a protein of 308 amino acids. Gene Ontology annotation, molecular function: AP-1 adaptor complex binding.
CUUGGUGUCCCAUCCUUUCAGGUUGUUGGCCUGAGGAAGGACUAAAUAGAUUGAAAUAGUGGAGUACGGUGGUGUUAUUUUUUAUAUAUUUUUUGUGAGUGUUGUGUUAGAUGGUAGGGUAUUUGUUUAUUUAUGUUUUCAAGCAAUGUAUAAGGGAGUUGUACUCCAGUCUAGUAGGUUGGGGUAAUGCAACAUGUUUUGGAUGUCAACCGCCGUUAAACCUCAUCGAAGAAGAUGAUGGCUAUUGUGUUUUUGCAACUGUUGCAUGCCCACGUCGUUUGAGCCAGAUGAGUCUCCGUAGCUAAGUAAACAUGAGUCACGUGUGAGGAAGAGGAAAUAUUGAAUGACAAUUCUGAAAGCCACAGCUGUCGCCAUCUAGCCACAUUUUUUUCCCCUGAUGAAUAUUGAGGUUGCAACAAGCGUCUGUACAUAUACAUAUACAAUGCGUCUUUAAAGUCCAGACUUUGAUCGCUCAUUAGCUGUCAUGUCACCCUGUAAUUGUAUGAGCUAGCUACUAGCUAAUACCUGUGGCUAACGGCGACGGGUCGAAGAGCGUACACCUGUGCUAGCUAUCCAUUCAUUUGUGAAAAUAUCCAGUACGUCAGUAGCUUGUUAGCACCCAACCCAGGGAAGGUAUAUCUUGACAGAAUGCGAUGGGAAACUGUUGGACUUAUUGUUCUGGAAUCUUCAGAAGAGAAGCAAACAUUAUACAACGAGGAGGCGGGUCCAAAUACUUUAGAAGCAGUACAACUGGGGAACAUUACACAAUAGAGUUUGAAAACCUUGUUGAGAGUGAUGAGGCAGAGAGCCCACAAAGCUGUCCCAGGCCUAUCAGUGAAGAUGAGAUCAUCCACCUGAAAGAGCACCGGUAUACUGCAAUUUCUGAUCAGCAGAACUUGAUAGACGAGAAGUUGCAAGCAGAGUUAUUAGCACAAGAGGAGAAGUUAAGGCUAGAAGAGGAGGCUAGAAAUGCUGCCCAGCGUGAGGCCGCCAGGCUGGCACGCGAGCGCAAGCUAAAGGAGCAACAGCUUGCACAACGGAAAAAAAGCAAGGCAGAAGUCCAAGGUGGCGCAGCCCAUCCAAGAAAGCAUGGCUCAGGUGAAGACUUUGAUGUCUACCUACAGCAUGUGAAAGUCAUGUCAGAAGCCUUCAGGAGCAGCAGGCUGUCCUCUGAGACUAAUGUGAUCACUCCCAACACGGAGAGCAGCUGGGACUUCAACACCAAGACCCGCUCCACCAACGAUGACGGAACCUCACUGGACCUGGAGUGGGAGGACGAGGAAGGGAUGAACCAGGUGGUCCCAGCGUGGGAGAGGUCUAAAACCGAGGAGGACAUACUCCGAGCGGCACUCCGGCCGGGCAAGAAGCAGACGACCAGCGGUACGGCCUCCACCUCUGAGGACUCCAACGCCCUGGAGUGGGAGAACGACUUUGUAAGCGCUCACGGCGAGGAUUAUGCUGAGGAGAAUGCAGAGGACUCUGAAUACGAGUGCUUUGUCAACCCCGUCAUGGAUAUGCACACCCCAUCUGUGGAAACACCACCGGUAGAGAUAACUGCACCGGAGACUGAGAAGAGAUAGUCCCCAUCGCCUGGGCAUCCAGAGUCAAAUCCUAAUGUUAGACCACAUUGUCAAUGUUUGAUUAUACACCUCAUCAACUUCAAAUGUGUUUGUUUGUCCUCAUUGGCUGGUGGACCAGUUUUUAUUUGACAAUCUUCUCUUGUGUUAAUUAAGCCUUAGUUGGCAACGUUUUCAUGUCAUCCAGUGCAUUAUUGAAUCAAGUGCAAUUUUCAGAUCUAGUUUGGUGUGAUAGUGAUUGGGGUUUUAUUUGUGAGAGGGCUAUAGUGUUUUCACAGUUAGAAUGAACUGAAAACAACAUAGGGACACAUAAAAUAAAAGCAACAACAACCUAUCAGUGCCUGAAUCGCUAGGAAAUAAAACUCUCAUAAAUUGUUAACCAGGUCAUAGGACAGUUAGCUGAUGAGGAUUUUGUCUGUUAGCAAGUGAAUAUUUUAAUCAGUGGUUCAUAGCUUGCCAGUUGUCUGUUAUGGAACAUGUAGAGAAUCCCUAAUGGAGUGGAGUAUAUCAUAGCUUGCCAGUUGUCUGGUAUGGAACAUGUAGAGAAUCCCUAAUGGAGUGGAGUAUAUCAUAGCUUGCCAGUUGUCUGGUAUGGAACAUGUAGAGAAUCCCUAAUGGAGUGGAGUAUAUCAUGUAGCAACUUGUCUGUACACUCCAUGUGUUUUUAAUCGAAAAAAUGCAAGUGCUAAGAUUUGCGAUUUUUGUUUAUCCUCUCAGUUCCAAUUAACAAGUGACUCAUCAUGGACACACAGUACUACAUUUUGUUAUUUGUUAGUUUGAAACAAAAUGUGUGCCAGUCAAAUGCUGCUCAAGUUAUGGACAAGUUUGUGUGUCCAACAUUUUUAUUUGUAUUAUAUACAGUGAAGGUUGGCUAAAUCACAUUUGUAGAAUUCCUUAGUCCCCUAUGUACACAUUUAAAUCUUACAGCGACAGACUUUUCUAUUCUUUUUUUCUUUAACGUUUAGGAUUGAUUUGUCAUGGUGAGCAGCUCGUGAAUAGUUUUAUUUUACGCUCAAGACCAGCCGAUUGCAAGAGAACAUGGCUUAACGAACAUCUGUCUCCAGCACUGCUCCUCCCAAUGGCACUGCCAAUAGCGUACAACUUGGGCUCCAACUCUUCAAUCUCACCUUUUAUUUCUGAUUUAGCACAAUCGGACAUUUUUCAAGACCUUUUAAGAAUGUAACCCUGAUCACUGGAAGUGGACAUGGUUGUAUUUGAUUGAAAUGGUUGAUGUGAAGACAGGAAUAACGAGGAACUGUUUGGAGACUACAGUAUGCUCUAGGAGGUUUCUAGAAAUGGACCAAUACGUGUAUAUAUCAUUUCUUUGUGUGCACUAGUAAAUUAGUUUUUGUCUUCCCUCACUGCAAAAGGGGACCCUCUCACUACACCCUUAUAAUGUGGAGAUGAUGUGCCUACUUUGGAGGCUUUUGCUUUAUUGUACAGAAUACUGUCUCACCUUGAUUUUGCAAUUGUUGUGAUGUUUGUGACAACGGCGAUUGUCCCCCGUAGUGCAGCCCUACUGUACCUGGGGAAUCCAAAGCGCCACCAUUUAGGUUGUUUCACCCUAUUGAGAGGGAAUUUAACUUUCCUUUGUUUGUACUGCCUGUAGCUUUACCAUCCUAGAAACACAAGCCAUUUGAUUUUAGCAAUCAAAGUGUCAUCAUAAUUGGGGUGAAGAAUUCCCACAGCUGCACCAUUGGCCCAACUCCAAAUCGGACCUCAUAUUUGUCUGGCAUCAAACUCGAUUCACAAUAUUUUGUCCACAGAAAGUGUUCAGACUGUAAUAAUUGGAGGGAUUGUAAUUGCAGCUUAUCUAUGCACUGUUUGAUUUACGUGAACUGGUGGGUCCAAUCACUGAUUGGUUUAUAGUAUGUGUUUGUAGUGUUUUCUAAGGAUACUGUCCUUUUUUAAACGUAAGUUAGCGUGGUGAUAAGGGUUGGACACCGUACAUUAUGGGUGCAAUCGCAAGGAUGGAUUAAACUGCCGUGUGCUUAUUUCAAAUCAUUCCACUCUUUAGAAAUAUAUUUGUUACUGAGAAUAAUGUAAAGGGGUUUCUGAAGUGAACCAGUUUUAUUUGGCUACUUUUGAGUCAUAGCACAUACUAUGACAAUUUACCCUUUUCAAUGAACCUGCUGAUAAAGGACCUGAAUCCUGAUUUGAGAUCCAAGCAUGUUUUACACAGAUUGGACACACAACUCUCAUUGAUAUCAAUGUUUUUGUUUCAUUGUUCACAGGUUAGGAUUACACCCAUAGUCAUGAGCCUUUAAGUAUUUGAAUACUAUUGCAAACAGGAUGUAUCAACACCUGUGCCAUUCUGUCAAUACCGUAUGACGUUUUUUGUUCAAUUUGACUGCAACUAAAAUAAAUCCUACAUACCUUAA